AUGGCCAGCAAGCGCUACCUCACCAACAAGGUGGACCGCUCGGUGACGGGGCUGGUGGCCCAGCAGCAGUGCGUGGGGCCCCUGCACACGCUGCUGGCCGAUGUGGCCGUGGUGGCCCUGUCCCACUUUGACACGUUGGGGGUGGCCACGGCCCUGGGCGAGCAGCCCAUCAAGGGCCUCCCGGAUCCGUUAAAAGACGGACAAACCUUCUACAGGCUGGCUGCUACCAGACCCGUCGGCUGGGGUCCCGCCAAGCCUGAGUUUUUCCCCGACUGCCUGAGCAUGGAAGCGGCCGAGCGGAUCGACUGCGUCCCGGACCAAGUCGCCACCAAGAGACUCUGCGCCCUGCGCGGCUGCUGCUGGAGCCCCCAGAGCGACACCAGCGUGCCGUGGUGCUUCUUCCCUUCAAACCACGGGUACAGAGUGGAUGGGGAGAAGCGAGUGACCACAGAGGGCUUCCAAGUGAUGCUGACCCGGCUCUCCUCACCCUCACUUUUCGGGAACGACAUCAGCACAGUCCUGCUCACGGCGCAGUACCAGACCCCAAACCGCUUCCACUUCAAGAUCACCGAUCCUAAAACGCAAAGGUUUGAAGUCCCCCAUGAGCACGUGGGACCUUUCAGUGGUUCGGCAGCCUCCAACUUAAAAUAUAAAGUCGAUAUCCAGCGAAAUCCCUUUGGCAUCAAGGUGACCAGGGCAAGCAACGGAAAAGUUUUGUUCGACACCACCAUCGGCCCACUGCUGUAUGCCGAGCAGUUUCUGCAGCUCUCCAUCAGACUCCCCAGCAGCAACAUCUACGGGGUGGGCGAGCACGUCCAUAAGAAGUACAAACACGACGUCAGCUGGAAAACCUGGCCCAUGUUCAGCCGGGACACGGCCCCUUCUGGAAACAUGGAAAACUUAUACGGCGUCCAGACUUUCUUCUUGUGUUUGGAAGACAACUCUGGAGCCUCUCUUGGUGUUUUCUUGAUGAACAGCAAUGCCAUGGAGUUCACCCUACAGCCGGCACCGGCUGUCACUUACAGAACAAUUGGGGGAAUUCUGGAUUUUUACGUCUUCUUGGGAGACACCCCCGAGGAAGUGGUGCAGGAGUAUGUGCAGUUCACGGGGUUGCCAGUGCUGCCUUCCUACUGGAGCCUGGGAUUUCACCUUAGCCGCUACGACUACGGGUCGCUUGACGAGGUGAAGGCUGUCGUGGAUCGAAACAGAGCAAUCGGACUCCCUUAUGACGUUCAGUACACGGAUAUCGACUACAUGGAAGGGAGGAAAGACUUCACUUACGACAAAGUGAACUUCAAAGACCUCCCCAGUUUUCAGAUGUAUCUGCACGACCAGGGACAAAAAUAUGUUCUCAUACUGGAUCCCGCCAUUAGCACAGAGCCUCUGGCUGAUGGUUCCCCCUACGAAGCCUACAAGAGGGGGCAGAGCAAGAAAGUUUGGAUCAAUGAGUCAGAUGGAGUCACACCCUUACUCGGAGAGGUGUGGCCGGGACAAACCGUCUUCCCGGACUACACCAACCCCGACUGCACCAGCUGGUGGGUGGAGGAAUGCAAAAUCUUUUACAACCAAGUGCCCUACGACGGGAUCUGGAUUGAUAUGAACGAAGUAGCCAACUUUGUUCCAGGCUCAAGUAGCGGCUGUGAUGAGAAUGACUUCAACUAUCCUCCCUUCACUCCCCGUAAGUCUACAGUCUUUAGCAGGACCAUCUGCAUGGACGCGGUGCAGAAGUGGGGGCGACAAUAUGACGUUCACAAUCUUUUUGGAUACUCUAUGACCCUCUCGACACAACGAGCCAUCGAGUCGUUGUUCCCUGGAAAACGAAGCUUCCUGCUUUCGAGGUCUACAUUUGCAGGGUCGGGCAAGUACGCCGGACACUGGCUGGGGGAUAACACGGCGACGUGGGACCACAUAAAAUGGGCGAUACCCGGAAUACUGGAAUUUGGCCUCUUUGGAAUCCCUUAUAUCGGAGCAGAUAUUUGCGGUUUCUUCGAAGACACCACGGAAGAGCUCUGCAGACGGUGGAUGCAGGUGGGAGCAUUUUACCCAUUUUCCAGGAAUCACAACACUGAAAAGUGCACACCCCAGGAUCCAGCCGUCUUUGGAGAGGACUCAGUUUUGGUGAACUCUUCAAAGCACUACUUGAAUGUCCGCUACACGUUGCUGCCCUAUCUGUACACGCUCUUCUACAAAGCUCACGUCCAAGGAGACACAGUGGCACGGCCGGUUCUCCACGAGUUUUACUCUGAUGAAGCAACGUGGGAUGUGGAUAAGCAGUUCUUGUGGGGUCCUGGCCUCCUCAUUAGCCCCGUGCUCGAUCCGGGAGUGGAGACCAUCCAAGCAUAUAUUCCUGACGCGGUCUGGUACGAUUACGAUUCGGGUGCGAACAUCUGGUGGAGGAAACAGUGGGUGGACCUGUACCUUCCCGCAGACAAAAUAGGGCUUCACCUGAGAGGAGGCUACAUCUACCCUUUCCAAAAGCCGGCCACCACAACAGUGGCAAGCCGUAAGAAUCCUAUGGGACUGAUCAUUGCACUGGAUGACAACGAAGAAGCAGUCGGGGAGUUAUUCUGGGAUGAUGGAGAAUCGACAGGCACAGUUACCAACAAAUCCUACAUUUCUUAUGACUUUAAAGUUUCCAAUAAAGUCCUGCACAUGAAUGUCACAAACAACAACUAUGUCGAUCCGAACAACCUGAUUUUUGAGGAAAUCAAAGUUCUGGGGUUGCUCCAGGAAAUGGUGUCAGUCACUGUCCUGCAGAACGACGUCGUGCAAAAUUCGCCGCAUAAUAUCACCUAUAAUGCUGCAACUCAGGUCGCUCUCAUACAAGGACUCCAGCUGGAACUGGGAAAAUCUUACUCAUUGCGGUGGACUCUGGGAACCAGUGUUAAUGAGAAAAACGAUUGUCAUCCCGGUCUGGACGCGUCCAAGGAGAACUGCGAACAGCUCGGCUGUGUCUGGAUCGAAGAUACCUCCGAUUCAGAUGUUCCGUACUGCUACUAUAGCAGCCCUGCCCACCCUUAUUCUGUUGGUGACGUAGAAUACACGUCAUCGGGUGUGGUGGCCAAUCUCACCUUCAGCACCAGCAACCUCCAAGCCUAUGAGAAAUCAAAGUCUCCCAUCAGCACCCUUCGCCUGGAGGUGAAGUAUCACAGCGACCAUAUGCUGCAAUUUAAGAUUUAUGAUUACGCAAACAAACGAUAUGAGGUGCCAGUAUCACUAAAUCUCCCCGAGUCCCCCGAGAGCACAGCCGAGAAUCGACUUUAUGACGUAAUGGUUCAGAACAAACCAUUUGGCGUCCAGGUUCGACGCAGACACACAGGGACAGUGAUCUGGGAUUCUCAGCUACCAACUUUCACCUUCAGCGACAUGUUCAUUCAGAUUUCCACCCGCUUGGCAUCCCAGUAUUUGUACGGAUUUGGUGAAACUGAACACGCGACGUUUCGACACGACAUGAACUGGCACAGCUGGGGCAUGUUCACCAGGGACCAGCCUCCUGGAUACAAGUUGAAUUCGUAUGGUUUCCAUCCAUUCUAUAUGGGUCUUGAAGAAGAUGGCAACGCCCAUGGAGUUCUCCUGCUCAACAGCAAUGCAAUGGAUGUCACCUUGCAGCCCACGCCUGCUCUGACGUAUCGCACCACUGGGGGAAUUCUGGACUUCUACAUGGUUUUGGGUCCAACGCCAGAGCUCGUCGUGCAAGAAUACACCGCGCUGAUUGGACGACCAGUCAUGCCGCCCUACUGGGCACUGGGAUUCCAGUUAUGCCACUACGGGUAUGAAAAUGACACUGAAAUCGCCGACUUGGUGGAAGACAUGAAAAGAGCCAACAUACCCUAUGAUGUCCAGUACGUGGAUAUUGAUUAUAUGGAACGGCAACUGGACUUCACCCUUAACCCACGAUUUGCUGGAUUGCCAGCUCUAAUUAAUAAAGCACACGAAGAAGGAAUGAGGUUUAUCCUAAUCCUGGAUCCAGCCAUAUCUGGUAAUGAAACCGAUUACCCCGCCUUCACAAGAGGUUUGGAGCAGGACGUCUUCAUAAAAUGGCCCAAUACCGAUGACAUCAUAUACGCAAAGGUCUGGCCAGAUUUUCCCAAUGUAGAAGUUGAUGAUUCGCUGGAUUGGGACACCCAAGUGGAGCUCUACCGAGCAUAUGUAGCUUUCCCAGAUUUCUUCCGCAAUUCGACAGCUGAAUGGUGGACCAGAGAAAUCACUGAAGUCUACAAUAACCCACACAACGCAUCGAGAAGCUUGAAGUUUGACGGCCUAUGGAUCGACAUGAACGAACCCGCGAGCUUUGUCAACGGGGCCAUUGGUGGCUGCAGAAAUCAAGAACUAAAUUUUCCGCCGUAUUUACCCAAUUUAGGAUCUAGAACAGAGGGAUUGCUUUUCAAAACACUCUGCAUGGAAGGGCAGCAGUAUCUCCCUGAUGGUUCCCCUGUCAGUCACUACAACGUCCACAACCUUUAUGGAUGGUCGCAAACAAAACCCACCCUUGAUGCCUUGCGGAAUAUGACGAAGGAGCGAGGCAUCGUUGUCACCCGUUCAACCUACCCCAGCAGCGGAAAGUGGUCGGGACAUUGGCUGGGUGACAAUACCGCAGCCUGGGAUCAGCUCGAUAAAUCUAUUAUCGGUAUGAUGGAGUUUAGUCUCUUUGGAAUAUCUUAUACCGGAGCAGAUAUCUGCGGCUUCUUUGGAGACUCAGAGUACGAGCUGUGUGCUCGAUGGAUGGAGCUGGGCGCCUUUUACCCGUAUUCCAGGAAUCACAAUGGGGCAGGAAACAGGAGGCAAGAUCCUGUUUCCUGGAAUUCAACAUUUGAAGACAUUUCCAGGAAAGUGCUGAAUAUAAGAUACACCCUCUUACCCUACUUGUACACGUUAAUGCACGAAGCCAACGCUCACGGCAGCACCGUCGUCCGCCCUCUCUUCCACGAGUUUGUGGAAGACAAAAUGACGUGGGAAAUCUAUGAACAAUUUCUGUGGGGACCAGCACUGCUCAUCAGCCCCGUACUGAAACAGGGGGCUGUGGAGGUGAAUGCUUACCUGCCGAAUGCCCGCUGGUAUGAUUACCACACAGAUGAGUAUGUUGACUUUAGGGGACUGUUCAGAAAUUUGUCAUCUCCCUUGGACCAUAUCAACCUCCACAUCCGAGGCGGUUACAUCCUCCCUCAGCAAAUCCCUGCUAAUACGACAUUUUACAGCCGAAAUAACCCAUUGGCACUUACCGCUGCGUUGAAUGACAGUCAGCUUGCAGAAGGUCAACUUUACUGGGAUGACGGGGUGCGCAUUGAUGCGUAUGAAGAAGGUGUGUAUCUGCUGACCUCAUUUACUGCUAAUCAGAACGGCUUAGAAAUACAGGUUUUGCACGAUGGUUAUGCCGAUCCAAAUAAUCUGAAGUUUACUCAAAUUAAAGUUUUGGGGUUGACCUCAACCAUUCAGCAGGUGACAGUAUUCGAGAAUGGAGAAGCGAUCCCAUCUCCUCAUGUUGUGUCCUAUGACAGCCAAAAACAGGCAAGUCGAUGGUUUAAUGGGAAAUCCUAUCCUUGCAAUUAG
Opisthocomus hoazin is the source of this 5547-nucleotide messenger RNA. The record is from RefSeq and is a predicted model, not a curated record. Lineage: Eukaryota; Metazoa; Chordata; Aves; Opisthocomiformes; Opisthocomidae.